Molecule: messenger RNA, 1267 nt
Organism: Gopherus flavomarginatus (Mexican gopher tortoise)
Lineage: Eukaryota; Metazoa; Chordata; Testudines; Testudinidae
Gene: MFAP4
Product: microfibril associated protein 4
Exons: 6
Coding region: 224-1003 (259 amino acids)
Biological process (GO): elastic fiber assembly
Source: RefSeq, a predicted model, not a curated record
UCCCCCCCCUUUCAUUUCCUGCCAGAUGUUGUGUUUACAUACAGCCCCUGUGCCAUGAUUUCUAGCCUGUAAGCUGAUCCCCUGCCUUUGGGGGUGUCUGCGGGGCGGGGAGCCGAGCGGAAAGCACGGGAAGACGGGAGCAGAGCUAGCGGUGAUCCAGGUCAGCUCCGGCCACACAAGUCAGGGGCUGCAGGCCAGGAGUCGACGGGCAGCACACAGCACCAUGGAGGCAUCCUGGCUGGUCCAUUUCCCGCUGCUCCUCUUUCUCCUGGCGUGGGCGCCCGUGACCGAUGGCCAAGCCAUCAAUGCUCAAGCUCAGCAGAAGUUGUGUGCAGACGACUCCUUUCCCCUGGACUGUGAGGAUGUCUACGACCAGGGAUCGGAGACGGACGGCGUCUAUCUGAUCUACCCGUCUGGCCCCAACAUCCCCGUGCCAGUCUACUGCGACAUGACCACGGACGACGGGAAGUGGACGGUGUUCCAGAAGCGCUUCAAUGGCUCGGUCAGCUUCUUCCGGGGCUGGAACGACUAUCGGUUCGGGUUCGGCAGGGCCGACAGCGAGUACUGGCUGGGCCUGCAGAACAUCCACCUGCUGACCCUGAAGCGGAAGUACGAGCUGCGGGUGGACCUGGAGGACUUUGAGAACAACACGGCCUGGGCCAAGUAUGCGGAUUUCUCCCUGUCACCCCACGCCAUCAGCGCCGAGGAGGAUGGCUACACCCUGCACGUGGGGGGCUUCACCGAUGGAGGGGCAGGCGACUCCUUGUCCUACCACACUGGGCAGAAGUUCUCCACCUUCGACCGCGACCAAGACCUGUACGUGCAGAACUGCGCCGCCCUCUCCUCCGGCGCCUGGUGGUUCAAAAGCUGCCACUUCUCCAACCUCAACGGCUUCUACCUGGGCGGGGCCCACCUCUCCUACGCCAACGGCCUCAACUGGGCCCAGUGGAAAGGCUUCUACUACUCGCUCCGCAAGAGCGAGAUGAAGAUCCGGCGCAUCUGAGCGGCGAGCGCCCCUCUCCUCCCCCCGGGAUCGGGGCCAGAGCUCGGGGGAGUUCGGGGGAAGGGAUCGGGGGGGGGGAGAAAAGGGGCAGGGGGGCAUCAAGAUAGAGCCCUGAGGAGCAGAGUCCUGUGGCUCAACGGGCUUUUAUUAUAUCGGACUGGGGACGUGAGUUUUAAUCCUGGCCUGGGUGACCUGGCGCCGCGAGACCGGGCCGGACUCAGGAUUCGGAGGAGGGGCAGCAGGGGGCUGCGGGUCGGGACUGAG